Molecule: messenger RNA, 772 nt
Organism: Paramormyrops kingsleyae
Lineage: Eukaryota; Metazoa; Chordata; Actinopteri; Osteoglossiformes; Mormyridae
Source: RefSeq, a predicted model, not a curated record
AAAGCGGUGCUGCAGUCAAACAAACCAUCCUGGAAAUUGCAGAUUUUCUGUAUUAAAACUUGCUCAACAACAUUGAGAAGAUGAAUCUGUCACUAACGGGCAUGCCUCUGACAACUAAGAACCAACUGACGAUCACAGGUGUUCCCGACCUUAACGCCAAGAGGUUCACCAUCAAUAUUGGCCUCGGGGAGCAAGACUAUGCCCUGCAUUUUGAUGUCCGCUUCGACCACCAAGGGGACCAUCGCACCAUCGUCUUAAACUCCAAGCACAAUGGCAAGUUUAACUCUGAGAAGAAGGAAAAACACUUCUUCUUUCAGGAGACCAGGGAAUUCAAGGUAACAAUCACCUUCACCCAUGAUGAAUUUCAGGUUAAAAUCCCUGAUGACUACCCUGUAUCAUUCCCCAAUAGUUUUGGUGAGGAUGAGUUCAAAUUCAUCCAAGUACACGGGGAUCUCAGAAUCAAGAGCUUCAACAUUGAUUAAGCAAGUCUACAGGCACUGGAUCUGCCCUGUCCGGCUGCUGAUUGGCUGUGAUCUGUGCCCUAUCCUCUGUGAAACUUCACCAUGAUGCUUAUUUUUAACCCCGCUAAUGCAGUAGUGACUGUACCAUGUGUUCCUUCUUGCUAUAUGCCUCUGUUUGCACAAACAGUGUGAACCUGCACAACUUCCCCAGCUGGUCUUCUGAAGAUAUUUUAAAGUGCAAAUAUGAAAAUAUCUUGACAUUUUAGAAGUUUCAAUAAAUCACUGCAUUUUGCACUGCUUUCAUUCUUGAA